Medicago truncatula (barrel medic) is the source of this 2897-nucleotide messenger RNA. Its product is annotated as G-type lectin S-receptor-like serine/threonine-protein kinase At1g11300. Gene Ontology annotation, biological process: protein phosphorylation; recognition of pollen. Gene Ontology annotation, molecular function: ATP binding; protein serine/threonine kinase activity. The record is from RefSeq and is a predicted model, not a curated record. The transcript has 7 exons. Lineage: Eukaryota; Viridiplantae; Streptophyta; Magnoliopsida; Fabales; Fabaceae. Gene Ontology annotation, cellular component: plasma membrane. The coding region runs from base 127 to 2625 and encodes 832 amino acids.
GUGCAUUACUUGUAAUUUUUGAGACGGUUGACUUUAAGAAGAAUGUUUCAAAUCUUUAUGAAGAAGAAGGAGUGACUCUAAAGGCAUAAUAGUGUAACUCUUCAUCUUAUAGUACUCAUCUUACUGAUGAAUUUCAGCUCUUGUUCAAAUCUGUUGUUAGUUUUGUUCAUUGUGUUUUUGUAUUUGUUACAUGUUAGUAUCGGUAUAGACACCAUCACAUCAUCCCAAUUCAUCAAGGACCCUGAAACACUACUCUCCAAAGAUGGUUCCUAUGCCUUUGGAUUCUUUAGCCCUGGAAAUUCUAUAAAUCGCUACGCUGGAAUUUGGUGGAAUUCUCGUUCUACAGUCAUAUGGGUGGCAAACAGAAACCAACCAAUAAAUGAUUCUAAUGGGACUAUCACCAUAUCUGAAGAUGGAAAUCUUGUGGUAUUAAAUGGACAGAAACAAGUCAUUUGGUCAUCAAAUGUUUCCAACAUAGAAUCCAAUACCACUUCCCAGUUUUCGGACCAUGGAAACCUUGUCCUUUUGGAUAGCACAACAGGAAACAUCUUAUGGCAGAGUAUUCAGGAACCUUCUGAUUCAUUACUGCCUGGUAUGAAACUUUCUAUCAACAAAAGAACAGGUGAGAAAUCAAAACUAAGAUCAUGGAAAAGUCCUUCCGAUCCAUCUGUUGGGAGUUUCUCCUCUAGUAGUGUUGAACGCCAAAAUAUACUUGAAGUGUUUAUUUGGAAUGAAACUCAACCAUACUGGCGUAGCGGCCCUUGGAAUGGUGGGGUCUUUACAGGGAUAGAUACUAUGACAGUUGCUUAUUUUAACGGUUUCCAAGGUGGAGAUGAUGGAGAAGGGAAUAUUAAUAUAUAUUUUACUAUCCCAAAUGAGGAGAUUUUUUUGAUCUAUAAGCUUAAUUCACAAGGAAAAUUAGAAGAAACGUCUUGGAAUGAUGAGGAGAAAGAAGUGCAAGUUACAUGGACUAGCCGAAAAUCAGAGUGUGAUGUAUAUGGUACAUGUGGGGCAUUUGCAAGCUGUAGUUCAUUGAACACACCAAUAUGCAGCUGUUUGAAAGGAUUUGAACCUAGGAGCAUACAGGAAUGGAAUAGAAACAACUGGACAGGUGGGUGUGUUAGGAGGACAUCAUUGAAAUGUGAAACAAAAAGUACAAAAGAAGAUGGGUUUUUGAAAUUGAAGAUGGUUAAAGUUCCUGAUUUUGCAAGUGGAAUAGCUGAGACACCGGACAUAUGCAGAAGGUUAUGCUUGGAGAAUUGCUCUUGCACUGCGUACUCUAACGAUGCUGGGAUUGGUUGUAUGACUUGGACUGGGAACUUACUUGACAUACAACAACUCCAAAUGGGAGGACUUGAUCUAUAUUUUCGCGUAGCCCAUGCAGAGCUUGAUAGAGGGGGAAAUAAAACAGUCAUCAUUACAACUUCGGUGAUAAUAGGAACUCUCAUAAUUUCCAUUUGUGCAUAUAUCAUGUGGAGAAGAACUUCAAACAGCUCAACUAAACUGUGGCACUCUAUAAAAUCAACAAGGAAAACGAACAAGAAAGAUUUCCAACUAUUUAAUAAAGGCGGGACAUCAGAUGAAAAUAAUAGCGACGAUGUGUUUGGAGGAUUAUCCGAAGUUAGACUACAAGAGCUAUUAUUAUUUGAUUUUGAAAAGCUUGCAACUGCCACAAACAAUUUCCACUUGUCCAACAAACUUGGACAGGGUGGUUUCGGUCCUGUGUACAAGGGGAAACUGCAAGAUGGUCGAGAAAUAGCAGUUAAAAGACUUUCUCGAGCAUCUGGCCAAGGGCUAGAAGAAUUCAUGAAUGAAGUAGUGGUCCUUUGUAAGCUUCAACACCGUAAUCUUGUAAGACUUCUUGGCUGUUGUAUUGACGGUGAUGAAAAGAUGUUGAUGUAUGAGUACAUGCCAAACAAAAGUUUGGAUGCAUUUAUCUUCGAUCUAUCGAAAAAUAAACUACUAGAUUGGAGAACUAGGUAUAGCAUUAUAGAAGGAAUAGCUCGAGGAUUAUUGUAUCUUCACAGAGAUUCCCGACUCAGAAUUAUACACAGAGAUUUGAAGGCAAGUAACAUCCUGUUAGAUGAGGAGUUUAAUCCCAAAGUUUCUGACUUUGGAAUGGCUAGAAUCUUUGGUGGAAGAGAAGAUCAGGCCAAUACUACUAGGGUUGUCGGAACUUAUGGUUAUAUGUCUCCUGAAUACGCAAUGCAAGGACUUUUUUCAGAGAAAUCAGAUGUUUUUAGCUUUGGUGUUUUGAUACUUGAGAUUCUUACUGGGAGAAGAAACUCAAGCUUUUAUGACAAUGAGACUCUGACUCUUUUAGGAUUUGUAUGGUUACAAUGGAGGGAAGAAAAUAUUUUAUCCUUAAUAGAUACAGAAAUAUAUGAUCAUAGUCAUCAUAAGAAUAUUUCGAGAUGCAUACAUAUAGGACUGUUAUGUGUACAAGAAUCGGCCGUAGACAGGCCUAAUAUGGCUACAGUAAUUUCUAUGCUUAACAGUGAGGUUGCAUCACUUCCUCCUCCAAGUCAACCUGCAUUCAUCCUGAGGCAGAAUUUGUUGAAUUCAAAGUCACCUGAAGAGUAUUCCAUUAAUACUGCCAGUAUUACAGACAUGUGUGGAAGAUAGCACACUAAGGACAAGGAUUGCGGUCAAUGCUAGAGUCUUUGUUAUUGUAUAUAAUUUGUGAAAAAACAAAACUCUGGUUUGGUGUAAGUUAAGACAUAAAGACAUGUUUAGUAUGGCAUAGUGUUUAGUAACGACUUUACGACAGCAUUGAAAAUUAUGGUGACAUGAUUGUUAUAACAAAUAUCUGUUGCCUUUACCAUUGUCUGUGUUAUGUAUCUAGUAAUUUCAUAUAAAUUCAGUUUCGGCAUAUUGAUUUGGUGCCAUUGCAUCUU